AUGCGUUACUAUCAUUUACGUUCACUUUCUGACAAGUCCGUUUAUGUCUGUCUGUCUAUCUAUCUAUCACAGUAUAUUCAUACAUGUAUAUCUAUCACCGUCCUUUCAUUAUCUAUCUAUCUAUCUGUGUCUAUUUAUAUAUAUAUAUCUAUCACCGUCCAUUCAUUAUCUAUCUAUCUAGCAUGUUUUCUUUUUUUCUUCUUUUUUUUCUAUUCUCGUUUUCUUUCUACUUUAUCUUCUUCUUUUUUCUCUACUUGUACUUCAUUCUUCCUUUCUUUUUCUUCACAUUUUCUCUUUCAUCAACGUUCCGCUAUUUCUUCUCCUAUCUCUUUUUUUUUCUCCUUCCGCUUUUCACUCUUAUUGCUUCUGUACAAAUAUACGCAUUUCUUUCUAAAUCGCUUUGUAUUCCAGGGUCUUUCUCUCUCUCUCUCUCUCUCUCUCUCUCUCUCUCUCUCUGCUUAUAUUUUUCCGUUUUUCUUUUGUUUCAUUCGAAAGUCUUUCUUUCUUUCUUCUCACAAUAUUUAUUUUUACUGUCGAUCUUUAUUUCAUUUUUCAUUUUUUUUCUUUAAUUUGUCUUUGGCUUUCUUUCCUAUCGUUCAUUUUUUUUUUUUAAUAUCCCCUUGA
Acanthosepion pharaonis is the source of this 624-nucleotide messenger RNA. NCBI's taxonomy places the organism in Eukaryota, Metazoa, Mollusca, Cephalopoda, Sepiida, Sepiidae. The record is from the annotation of a GenBank genome assembly.